AUGCCACUUCUCUCAGCAGAUCACCUGGCCGGUCCAGGCUACAUCAUCCUCAACGUUCAGAGGGGUUUGAACAUUAUCGCACUUGCUUCCGUGGUCGCCAGCAGUGUUGUAAUGCUUGUCAAGACAUUCAUUGUUUCCAAGUUCUUCUUCUUCGAUGCUACAAGCCACGUCAUUACAGCUAUUGUUGGCUUGUUCCUCAUUGUCUCCGAGUGCUCACUCUUCCGUAACUUUUACGCUCGCAAUUGGCCUCUCCUCAGCCCUGCCCAUGGUUUCGUGACAUUGGGCUGUGCCAUGAUGGUUCUCGGACUCAACAUGCUCGGCAACAUGAACAAGGAAGCCACGAGCCAGAAAACCCUCACUCUGCCCUUCUGGAGGCUGCUUGUGGCAUCUGGUAUCCUUGCCAUCGUCAUUGGCUUCUUCAAUGUUAUUGCAAGCUACGUCUUCUGCGACCGAUCUCGAGGCAUCACAGCUCGUCGUGUCCGCUCGCGAGGUGCCAUGACCCUUUCUGAAGUAGAUGCCGAAUCUCAGCAUUACGACUACGAUCCCAAGCACAAGGCCUUCACCAUUAGUACACAUCACACUGGCAGCAGCUCUUCUCGCUCGCACUUUGGCAACUCUCCACCAAUGCGCAAUGCCACACCGCCCAUGCGCAUGGGUACACCACCAGCAAUGGGUGCACCUACACCUCGUGUUGACUGCGGCUCACCUCAACCCGAAGCCCAGCAGCAGAACCCCAACCGUCUCUCUCAGUUCGCAUUCAGCCCCAUCUCGGCAUUCAAGAGCGUACGGGGUUCGUUCCUCCCCUCAUACCACAGUACCUCGCCACCCAAGCCCAGCUUCUUCGGCCAUCGCCCUUCAUCGUCAAUCUACUCGCGCACAACAUACGGUGGCGAGCCCGCGAAGAAGAAGUUCUGGCAGCGCAUGGCAAGGGAGGAAGAGCCCGAAGUUCCUCGCGUGCCGGCGGAGAUUUCGGGCCCGUUGAACAUAAACCCCCAGUUUGCACACCUGGUCAAGCCCAACCUUGCGCACCAUCCUAGCGUGAGGAGGCCUGAGGUGGACUUUGACAAGAUCUGA
Messenger RNA from Ascochyta rabiei, 1074 nucleotides. RefSeq lists its product as uncharacterized. Bases 1 to 1074 code for a protein of 357 amino acids. The transcript is spliced from 3 exons. NCBI's taxonomy places the organism in Eukaryota, Fungi, Ascomycota, Dothideomycetes, Pleosporales, Didymellaceae. The record is from RefSeq and is a predicted model, not a curated record.